AUGAGCUGGAGAAACCCUCCCCACAAGGCCAGAUCCCUCCGGGAUCGGCCAGUGGAAAGGGUGGGCCGAGAGGGGAGGGAGGAUGGGCGUCCAGGCUUCGGUGCUGUAGGACUUAGCCUAGGAAGGAUUCCGGAAUGGAUAAAGAAAGGCCCUCCCCCUCCCUCCCCUGCUGUCCGCUUGGCCGUUGUCGGAAGAGGGUCUGAGCUGACCUCGACGGUCGGGCGGACAGAACGGGCAGGACGGGCAGGACGCACCGCAGGGUUACCGCUCCGUUCCCAGGGGACUUAUCCCACCUUCCCGACAUCCGCUAACAAUACAUAUACUAGCUCGUGGGUAGGUACCUACCUAGCGGCCUUCUACGCAGUUGACAGGGUAGUUCGACCAGAGACAGAGAGACAGAGGGGACCAUCAUCAUCUAACCCUAUCGGCCAAAUUCAGCUCAGUCACCAAGAACGAGAUCCUUCUCUCGUCUACUGUAUACUGGACUCGUCUGUGUGUGCUGCGUUGGACAAGCAAGGUUUCCGAAUCAGUUUCCCUCUCAUGGAUUCCCCUACCCACCAACCAUGCGUCUCGCGGUUCAGGCUGACCAACGGCCUGAAAGGCUCUUGGGAUUAAGCACUCCAUCGCUGAGUUCUAUAUCCAAGAAACGCGAAAAGAAAUCCCUACCUUGCCAUUGCUGGGUCACUCACAAAUCCCGAAGCCUCCUCACUUCAACAGUCUAUAUGUCCCAUGAAACAGAGAGCAGUAGUAGUAUUGGCAGUAUGGUUGGCACGUGCUGGUCCAAACAGUGGCCCGGUCUUAGCCAGCUUCGAAGAGUAAGAUGGAUGUGAUUCAGAGGGAG
Aspergillus homomorphus CBS 101889 is the source of this 841-nucleotide messenger RNA. RefSeq lists its product as uncharacterized. The record is from RefSeq and is a predicted model, not a curated record. The transcript is spliced from 5 exons. Lineage: Eukaryota; Fungi; Ascomycota; Eurotiomycetes; Eurotiales; Aspergillaceae. The coding region runs from base 1 to 615 and encodes 204 amino acids.